GGAAAGCUGCGGCUGUGCUGCGCAAACUGAGCGCAGAUGUGACGCAGUCGAGUACAGAAGCUGUGCGCGCGGGCUCAGGACUCAGCAGUUGGAGGUUAGGCGCGUGCGAGGCAAACAAAACGACACACACACCGUCAGCUUUCACUACAGUAACACAUAUUUUACACCAUAACAGCGAGUUUACAUCUUGAAUUAUCGUUGACAUUUGAGAAACUCCUGCAGGACAAGCGAAGAUAUGCCCGGGCAAGUGUGUGGAUAUUUUGGAUCUGUGGAAGUCGAUGAGGAUCAUCAGUUGUUUGGUUACCUACAUUCUUCAACUAUCUUGUGUUCAGCAGAAGAAAGAAACUCUACAGUUUUGGAACAACUCGAGGUUCAGUAUGCUUAUCCAGUGAUUCAUCAGUCAACAGUCUCAACAGUCACCUUUUGAAAGCGCAGCUGCUUGAAAGGGAAAGUAAGUGUAAGAGAAGCUAUGGUAAGUCUUAAACCUAAGGGUGUGGCUGAUCCCGAGUCUGAUAUUGACGAAGAUAUUGAGAAACUGAAGAGCAAAUGGACUUCAAAAGAGGAUGAAAGUCUUGCGUCCCUCGUCGGGAGGUUUGGAAAGGAUGAGUGGGAAGUGAUUGCAGGCUUCCUACCUGGACGCUCUGCACAGGAAUGUAAAUACAGAUUCACGGUUGUCUUAGACCCAGAGCUCGUGAAGGGAACCUGGACCAAAGAAGAAGAUGAAAGGCUCAUUCAGCUGGUGUCUUUGUAUGGUGACAAGAAGUGGAGCACAAUUGCAAAGCACCUAAAAGGCAGAAGGGGCAAACAGUGCCGCGAGCGAUGGCAUAAUCACCUCGACCCUUCUGUGAUUAAGACCCCCUGGACAGAAGAGGAGGAUCUUAUGAUCAUAAAAUGCCAUUGUGUGCUGGGAUCUCGUUGGGCACAAAUUGCAAAGUUUCUCCCUGGAAGGACUGAUAAUUCCAUAAAGAACCACUGGUAUUCAACCUUAAAGCGUAAAAUGGACAAGGGCACCUACAAGAUGGAGGAUGUUGACUUGAGUGAUCUUGGACUCUACUUGUCACAAAAAGAAACCUCUAAUUCCACAAGUCAUGAAAAGUCAAAGAGCACAGCAGAGCCAUUACCCAAGGUGAAGGAGAUGAAGAGGACGACUUUAGAAAAAACGCUGGACGCGAACAGUCCUCCCCUCUACCCAUGUUCCUCUUCACCCUCCAGCUCCAGAAGUCCUUCUGCUGUGCCACGGCAGCAUAAAGCUUUUGUUGAUGAUGUUUUGCAAAUGCUUGCUGAGGAAAUGCUGCCCUUGAACUUCACUGAAGGCUCUGGGUUUCGUAAGUUCAUGUCCUCAAUUGGUCCUCAACAUCCGCAACUCUCACAGCGCACCAUAGCUUUAGAGCUCUAUAACGCUGUGGAGAAAACCAUCAAGCCGCGGCUGAUCCAGCAGCUCAUGAACUGUGUAUCUUUGAGUGCAGGCCGUAAUGUUGUACACCUCACCGCUGAUAUUUGGGCUAGUGAACAUGCAGAACCACUUCUUGCCGUUCAGAUGCACUUUCUUGAUGACGACUGGAACUUUCACAGACCGACUGUGGCUUUUCGCCAAUUGCAGUGUAAACAGUUUACGGCAAAGAUUGGAGGAGAGCUCGAAUCAGUUCUUCUAAGCUAUGGGCUUUUCCCACAUAACAUUGGUUACAGCAUUAUCCACGAGGCCAAGAACACUAUUGCUACACAUGAUGUUUUCUGUGACUACAAGAUCAUGUAUUCUGCACAAAAGAAUGAUGCAGACGAAGAUGAGUUAUUGCGUUUUCUUGAUGACCAGUUCGCCAUAGAUGAGUACUCUAUAGCUGAAAUCUCGUGCAGCAAACAUCUGGAUUGUAUUACAACACUACUGCAUUGUGUAAUGAAGGAGGCACUGAAGAAGUCCAGAGUUGUUGAGCGUAUACUUCUCGAGAUACAAAGUGUGGUGUCUUUUUUUCGCCGCAGUGCCUACUGGCUUGAGGUUCUUGCACGGAAAUGCAAGCUCUCGCUCUCUGUUUCUUGCAGCACAAGCAGCUUCGCCUGGAACUCCACCAUCACCAUCAUCCGUGAAAUAAUGCAGGAGUCGGUAUGGGACUUGGUGAUGACCCUUCUCAAUCAAGCUCGCACCGAGGCAAACAGCUGCCACGUUUGUCCACCGGCGGUUCAUGUUGCACGCGAGCAGGUAGUGGACUUUGUUGGCUUGGUGGAGCCUUUCGAAGAGGUGGUCCAGGUGCUUCAGGAAGACGCUUUCACCUUGUCCCUCGUCAUUCCGUCCAUCAUUGGACUCGAUAAAACUCUCGAGACCAAGGCCACGAGCUUCAGCCUUUUCUGCUCAGCCCUGCGCUCUGGUCUGCGUUCUUACUUCCAGCCUCUGAUUUUGCGAAGAGAUUUUAUACUAGCCACAGUUCUGGACCCACGAAUCAAGCUGCAACCCUUUGACGGCGGAAAAGAGAAGUUCAAGAGUACCACGCUGUUUACACCCUCCAAACAGCGUGCCUCUUCAGUUGUAGAGUCGGCAUUAAGCGAAACUUGUACCGCAGCAGAAAUGAGCUGUGAUAAAGCAGAUGUUGAUAUGCAGAAGCUGAUGAAUGUGCCUGAGCUGCGUCAGUAUUUAUCAGAGCCCUUGUCUGACGGAGAGGUUUCUGUCCAGGCCUACUGGAAAGAAGCUACCCGCUUCCCUCGCCUGCAGAGCAUCAGCCGCAAACUGUUGGCCGUCCCAGCAUCUUCGGGGGGGUUUAAAAGACUGUUUCCUUUAGCCUCCUGUAUUGUACGGGCCCAGAGAAACAGACUGCCACAACACACGACAGAGCGACUUCUGCUGUACCGAGAGAAUCGGAAAACCAAUGGCAAAAAUGCGAUGGACUAAACACUGAGCUUUGUGGUAAAUACAUGAUAUAAAGUGUGUGUAUGUUUGUUUUUGUUUACUGAGUGACUUCAUUAGAAUGUCACCUGAUAAUAAACGUCAUGACAAAUGUACAAAAGUCUUGAUAUCUUAAAUUGAUUGUAGUCAAAUUUGAAUAAGAGAGAACCUGCUUAUAUGACCUGCCAAUCAGACUCGGAUGUAUCUAACACUUUCACCUCUGCCACACUGUGUGCUUCUCCCUUCACUCUGCUGUAUCGGUCUGUGACUUUGAAAAAGAAGGUUUGGUUGUGAAAAACAUGAGCCCUCGUAAUCUUUAGUCAAAAACAUUGAGCCUGACCCUUCACAACAUCUCUGAUCACGUGUAUGUAGGUGUGAGGCUGGCUGGGCAAUAAUGUUGUGACGGCUCGUUUAGUUUUGCAACACCUACUUUCUACAAUCCAAUCAAUUCCUGAUAGACUGGAGUUCUGUCCUGCGUUUUUUACUUGUAUGAUAAGCCAUUUCCUUCACAUAUACGUCACAUUAGGGAAGAAAAUUUGGUCUUGGUUUUUUUUAUGCCAACAUUAACCACUGAAGGGUGUGUUGUGGUCAUUUCAACCAGAAUUUGUACUGGGUUCAAAGACACAACCAGUCGGUCUGAACUGGCUGAGCACUUUAGAAUUUUUAAAUGAUUUGUUUGUUCACCCAUACAUUACAAUUCUGCAUAAUUUUCUCACCCAAAUGUCAUCAUUCCAAACCCAUACAUGCUUCUGUGAAACUCGUAUUGUGAAUUUUUUUUUUUUUUUUUAAUAUAAUAUUCCUCCAUAUAAUGAAAGUGAAUGCAGACUGAGGCCAUCAAGCUCCAUAAUGACAAAAAUGUUAGGCCUUGCUGACAGACGAGCUGUAUUACUCAAUCACCAAUUCACAUUUUGAUCAUCUAAACACAAAUUAUGUUGGUUCUGGAAGAAAAAUCUAUUUGUAUUUGUCACAGCACUUGUAUAUCAUUGCUCUUUUGUUGGUUCGAUUGCUUCUAUUUUGCUCAUUUGUAAGUCACUUUGGAUAAGUGUCUGCUAAAAUGAUUAAAUGUAAAUAUUUAGUUUUUACAUUUUUUAUGCUUCUACUAAUGCAAAUAAAGUUUAUAAAAAAGAUAUAGGAAUUGGCAGCUUGUUUUGAACAAAUGUGAAACAACUGUCAAAAAAUAUUUAAAAAGACACGACAGUUUUUAAUUGGGAAGGUAUAACUUGCAACAACAAACUAAAAAGUGA
Onychostoma macrolepis is the source of this 4113-nucleotide messenger RNA. It is a transcript of the gene mybl2a, whose product is annotated as v-myb avian myeloblastosis viral oncogene homolog-like 2a. Gene Ontology annotation, cellular component: nucleus. Gene Ontology annotation, biological process: regulation of DNA-templated transcription. Gene Ontology annotation, molecular function: RNA polymerase II cis-regulatory region sequence-specific DNA binding; protein dimerization activity; DNA-binding transcription factor activity, RNA polymerase II-specific. The transcript is spliced from 9 exons. The coding region runs from base 470 to 2875 and encodes 801 amino acids. Lineage: Eukaryota; Metazoa; Chordata; Actinopteri; Cypriniformes; Cyprinidae. The record is from RefSeq and is a predicted model, not a curated record.